Molecule: messenger RNA, 2445 nt
Organism: Sardina pilchardus (European sardine)
Lineage: Eukaryota; Metazoa; Chordata; Actinopteri; Clupeiformes; Clupeidae
Product: extracellular calcium-sensing receptor-like
Exons: 8
Coding region: 124-2445 (773 amino acids)
Biological process (GO): G protein-coupled receptor signaling pathway
Cellular component (GO): plasma membrane
Molecular function (GO): G protein-coupled receptor activity
Source: RefSeq, a predicted model, not a curated record
UCAAAUCUCACUUCCUCACCCAAUGCAGCCUUAUCGACAGCAACCACAUGCACUCUUCAAGGGGGGUUUGAGCUGCCUGGAUUCACGUCUGAUGGAUCCUUCACUAUUGGAGGAAUUUUCCCCAUGCAUUACAGAGUGGAACUUCCGCACACAGACUUUAAAAUACCACCUGUUUCUGCCCAGUGCAGAGGGUUUGACCCACGUGCCUUCCGCUGGGCCUUAACCAUGAGGCUGGCUGUGGAGGAGAUCAACAACAGCAAAGAUUUACUACCCAACCACACACUGGGCUAUAAGAUCUUUGACUCCUGUGCCACGCCAGUGACAGCACAGAGAGCUGUUCUUGCAGUGCUGAAUGGAGAAGACAGUAGAGAGAAUACAAUGUGUUCUGGUACCAGUCCUCUUCUAGCUAUAAUUGGGGAAUCUGGGUCAUCACAGUCCAUUGUAGUGUCCAGAACACUUCAACCUUUCAGAAUUCCAAUGAUCAGUUAUUUUUCGACUUGCUCUUGUCUGAGUGAUAGGACACAGUUCCCCACAUUUUUUAGAGUUGUGCCAAGUGACGAUUACCAGGUAAAAGCUGUUGCUCAGCUUCUGAAAUACUUUGGUUGGACAUGGAUCGGUGUGGUGACAGAGGAUCAUGAUUAUGGCAGAUUUGCGUUGCAAGGCUUAAAAAAGGAAAUAGAAAAUACUGACAUCUGUCUGGCCUACCAUGAAAUGAUCCCCAAAGACUACACCACAGAGAGAGUUCUUGAAAUACUUGAGGUGAUGAGAAGUUCCACUGCUCGAGUAGUGAUAGUGUUCUCAGGUGAGGGGGAAUUUUAUCCUUUUCUGAAAGAGUUCAGGAAACAGAACAUCACAGGGAUCCAGUGGAUUGCAAGUGAGGCGUGGGUCUCUGCCUCUGUGCUGGCUGAGACGUAUCCUUUCUUGGAUGGCACUAUUGGUUUUGCUGUCCGCAAGGGUCAUGUCCCAGAUCUGAGAGAUUACCUGAUGACAGUGGAUCCAUGGCCUGGAAAUACCCAGUUGCCACCCUGUACAGGGCAUGAGAUUAUUAAGGAGCAGCACUCUGCCUACAUGAACACCACAAGCCCUCGUGUUGCAUAUAAUGUGUACAAAGGUGUAUACGCUAUUGCUCAAUCCCUACACAACCUUAUACAAUGCACUCCAGGCCAUGGCCCAUUCUUCAAUGCAUCAUGUGCUGAUAUCAAUAACAUCCAUCCAUGGCAGCUUCAGCACUAUCUUCAAGAAGUCUCUUUCUUCAUCUCUGAAGAAAAAGUAAACUUUGAUAUGAAAGGGGAUUCUAUUCCAUCAUAUGAUCUCAUAAACUGGCAGAGGGAUGCGAAUGGAGAGAUUCAGUUUGUGUCAGUGGGUCUGUAUGAUGGAGCAAAGGGUGCUGGGAAUGAGCUCAUUAUUGAUAAGGAGACAAUCAUGCUGGUGUCUGUGUGUAGCGACAGCUGCCCUCCAGGAUCCCGGAAGGCUGUCCGUCCUGGGGAGCCUCUAUGCUGCUUUGACUGUGUACCAUGUGACAGUGGCAAGAUUAGCAAUGAGACAGAUUCAAUAGACUGCAUGUCCUGUCCUGAAGACUUUUGGUCAGAUGCUGAGGGAACCCACUGCAUACCCAAAGUUGUUGAGUUUCUUUCCCAUGAUGCAAUGGGAGUGACUUUGACAGUGAUAGCAGUCGUAGGUGCCUGUCUCACGAUUUCUGUUCUAGCAGUAUUCCUCUAUCACAGAAAUACUCCCAUUGUCCGUGUGAACAACUCCGAACUGAGUUUCUUCAUCCUAUUGUCUCUUACUCUGUGUUUCCUGUGUGCACUGGUGUUUAUCGGAGAGCCUACAGACUGGUCCUGCAUGCUGCGCCACACUGCCUUCAGCAUCACAUUCUCCCUAUGUAUCUCAUGCAUCCUGGGCAAGACCUUAGUAGUCCUUGCUGCUUUCACAGCCACUCGGCCUGGUAACAACAUAAUGAAGUGGCUGGGGCCGAGGCAACAGAGAGUCAUCAUCUUCUCCUGUACUCUGGUUCAGGUGAUAAUCUGUGCUGCCUGGCUUAUUGCUGCUCCCCCUUUUCCCUCGAGAAACACUCAGUACCAGCGCUCCAAAAUUAUCCUGGAGUGUAGCGUGGGCUCUGAUUUGGCUUUCUGGUGUGUUCUGGGGUAUAUUGGACUACUGGCCUGUCUGUGUUUUGUGCUGGCCUUCUUGGCCCGGAAGCUCCCUGGAAACUUUAAUGAGGCAAAGUUCAUCACUUUUAGCAUGCUGAUUUUCUGUGCUGUUUGGUUAGCCUUUGUCCCAGCCUAUGUUAGCUCACCUGGAAAGUUCACUGUCGCUGUGGAGAUUUUUGCCAUUUUGGCAUCCAGUUUUGGCCUACUACUGUGCUUAUUUGCACCAAAGUGUUACAUUAUCUUGGUAAAACCAGAGAAGAACACUAAGAAUCACUUGAUGGGGAAAGAAAAGUAA